Molecule: messenger RNA, 341 nt
Organism: Blepharisma stoltei
Lineage: Eukaryota; Ciliophora; Heterotrichea; Heterotrichida; Blepharismidae
Source: the annotation of a GenBank genome assembly
AUGGGUGGUGCAGCACUAUGCUGCGACUCUGAAGUGAAUUGUCCUUGCAUUUGCGGCACUUGCUUUCGCGACACUAUUAUCGAAAAUUGCAGACAAACCAAAUUCAACCAAAAAAAGGCUGAAUUAACUCAAGAGUAUAUAUACCCAAUAUAGCAAAUGGAAACCCCUCUUCUUAUAAUUAACAUAAAAGAGAGCCCAUAAAGAUGAGUUUCUAAUUUAAAUAAAUGGGAAUAUUCCCCAAAGAACGUUAUAAGCAAGCCACUCUUGAUAAGUGGUUACAAAAGCCCAAAGAUGUUAAGCCUUCGCCUGAGAAAAUCAUUUCUAAUCCAAUUCAAGAUUAA